Cladophialophora carrionii CBS 160.54 is the source of this 726-nucleotide messenger RNA. RefSeq lists its product as uncharacterized. The record is from RefSeq and is a predicted model, not a curated record. The coding region runs from base 1 to 726 and encodes 241 amino acids. NCBI's taxonomy places the organism in Eukaryota, Fungi, Ascomycota, Eurotiomycetes, Chaetothyriales, Herpotrichiellaceae. The transcript has 2 exons. Gene Ontology annotation, cellular component: cell wall. Gene Ontology annotation, molecular function: manganese ion binding.
AUGCUUCUCUCAGCAUGUGUGGGCGUCGCCACGACGUUUCUCCUCCUCACGGCCCCGUUGCCGAUCCUGGCCGUCGACCAGACAACUGAUGCAAAUCUAGUUGCAAAGCUCAAGGCAGCGGCAACCAUGUACGACCGACUAAACAUGCUCUCGGACCAACAGCUGCUCUACAACUUCUCCGCCAACCCGAUGUACUCAUGGAAACCAGGCAGCGUCUGCAAUGCCAACGCCGCAACCUGGCCCGUUCUCUCAACGGCGCGAGCCACGGUGGCCCAGCUCAAUCUGGGGCCCUGCGCCAUGCUCGCCCCGCACAUCCACCGGGCAAACAACCUUGUCGUCGCUGUCAGCGGGAGCACGCACACGUACAUGGUGCAGGAGAAUGGAGCUCGUCUUGUGGAGCAGGUGCUGUCGCCGGGAAUGAUGACCAUUUUUCCCCCGGCAAGCGUACACUCGAUGUACAAUAUGGGCUGUGGGAACAAUCAACUGUACUCCUUUUUGGACGACGCCGAUCCAGGGACCUUGAACAUCGCGCAGGCAUUCUUUAUGAUGCCCAAGAACAUCGGCAUGCAAGUGAUGCCUUUCGUCAACCUGGCCGACGGCAACUGGACGGCGACGGCGCAGCAGAUCCCCGCUGUAGGCACUGGCAGUCAGGAGGGAUUCGAGGAGUGCAGGAGAAAAUGUGGCUUGGAGCAACAUAGGUUUGCUGGUGAACAUGUGGGAGCCUAG